AUGGAAGGCACCCUGCUGAGAUCUGAGCGGCUGCGACCAGAAAACCCAGACCGAAACAAUAGGCGUCGCAGGGGUCCAAAGAAGGAAAAGGACGAGAAAAGCGAUAGGAAGCACAAGCAAUCCAAAGCCGCUGCUCCCGAACUGCCUGAGAAGGAUUUCAGAUAUUUGGAGAUCGUCAAACUUACAAGAAAAUAUAUUCCAAUAACAAUCAAUGGUUUGGCGGUGGAGAAGAUCAUACAAGUGCAAGCUGAAAACCAGCAAAAUGUGUCCAAGAAGGUGAAGGCAGAAAUCGUGGCUAACCAUGUUCUUCGACUUCUAAAACGUGAUUCCAAGCAACCGCUAUACAUGAGCUUUAUGAUCCCACCCGCUGACCCAGAUUUUCCCUUUGAGCUAGAAACCCUCAAGUUCAACUUGACCAUUCCUCCCGACUACCCUAGAUCCUCCAAAGAACUACCUUCAAUCAUCGUACUCAAUAGCGAGAUUCCGCGAGGAUUCAGCAUUAACAUUGAAAGAGGCUUCAAAGAGAUUGCCACGGUGGCAAGACUGAAGAAGACUGUCGAUUCUGACAUUGAGCUCGUGGAUGGCCGAGGGCUUUUAUCGCAGGUGCAAACGCUCAACAAGUACCUUGAAGAUUUUCUCAAGCAGGAAAAAAGGCAGACAUUAAAGUUUGUGACCUUCAAGCCCAACACGUCCGCAUCACCCAAUCAACCAUCUUCGAUGGAAUCUACGCCGGUAGUGGUUCCUCCCACCCCACCUCCCGAGGCCCCAGUGUCUCACAUCAGUCCGGAAACUGCUAGCUUACGAUCGAAGUAUGUGGACGAAAUGUGCACCAAGCUAGUACAAAACGUCAAGCUUUUCCAUAAGUCUGCCAAAGAGAUUCGGUACAAGCUUAUAGUGCCUGUGGCAGGGAAGAAGGUUCCGUUCCUCUGGACCUUUCGCAAUAGCACCGCCGACGUGUUCAUCUCCAUACCGGUAGAAUAUCCUGAGGUGGUGCCUUUACUCAGCAUUCCCACGAACUUCAGCACGAACUUGCUCGUGGCCAAGAAGGCACUUCUUGAGAAGGAAAAUAUCUCCUUGGUGGAAGCGACUCAAGAGGCAAAAGCGUUUGAAAAGAAUUUCAAAAUGAAUAUGGAAUUUUGGCUUACGGACAAGAUCGGCAUGGACCUUGUUGAAAUUGCUAACUUCGUCAACAACAACAUUGAAAGGUUGGGUAAGUCUCCCGAGGAGUUUGCGCGGCUACUAAAGCUCAUGAGCGAAUUUGAUAGUGCAAUAGCUGCAAAGUAA
Messenger RNA from Candidozyma auris, 1284 nucleotides. RefSeq lists its product as uncharacterized. The transcript has a single exon. The record is from RefSeq and is a predicted model, not a curated record. NCBI's taxonomy places the organism in Eukaryota, Fungi, Ascomycota, Pichiomycetes, Serinales, Metschnikowiaceae. The coding region runs from base 1 to 1284 and encodes 427 amino acids.